GGAUUGCAAACCUUCCUCAAAAGGAAGAAUCUUCAUGAUCCAAGUAAUUAAAGCAAAGCCUUUCCUUUUUCUUUCUUCCACAUAGCCUCUAUAUAAUCAAUCAAGCAUUAUUUCUCUCCCAUAUUCAUAGCCAUGGCUGACAACAACUCUUCUCCCCCGUUGCACCUAUGUUUCUUACUUCUAAUCCUUUUUUUCUUCAUGGGAUUAUCAUGGUAUGUGAACUAUGAACCGGUGCUGGAAAGUGUGCUGGACCGGGUGAAGUUGUUGCUGAUGGUGUUGCCGCUGCUGCUUCUAUUGGUUGUUCACUGGCUUUCCAACAACCAGGACAUCGGCCUAUAUGUAUCCUAUUUCCUUCCCCUGCCGGCACAGGACUCUCUUCAUGGAGCCGGGGGGACUCCUUGGGGUGUUGGAUUCUUGCUUGUGUUUCUGCUCAUCAUGUUGUCUUUCCAGUCUGCUUUCCAAGAACGUUGGUUCCCUCUUCUUAGUAGAUGAUUUAUAUGAAAUAAGUAAAAUGUUAUUUUUGUUCUUAGUAUUAAUUAAUGUAAUUAUUACCAGAAUGAAUACUCUAGGUUGUUCUAGAAUAUAUUAGAUUCCAUUUGGCUACUCAAGUUUAUAUUCUCAAAUGGUUCUGUAUUCUUUCUUCAGAAGAGCAUUAUAAGAAUGCUUGGUCCUCUUCUUUAGUUCCCCUUCCUUCCUACCGGUGUACUUGGGCCUAGACCACACAUGCCCAGUUACUACCUCUUCUUCCCUUGUGACCUUAUAUUGGCCCAUUAAACCAUUCAUUUGUUCAUCAUAAGAACACUUUUUCUCCCACGCAUCAGCAAUAUAAUCAGCAGAUCCUGGAACGUCAAGGCAUAUCACCAGGAACAAAGUAGAGCUCAGACGAUCCAGAAAUAACUCCAUCAUAUGAAUCCUUAAUCUGGGGAUAUAGUUUUCCCCAGGGUGGAGACAGGGAUUCAUCACUACAACCACUAUCACUUUUAUUACUUUGAAAUCUCUCUUUGCUUCAGAAAAUCUCAAGCCAUGUUUUGAGAAGCAGUUUUCUAGAGAUGGGGUUGAGACUUGUAUAAAACAAUGCCAUUGUU
Messenger RNA from Rubroshorea leprosula, 1085 nucleotides. Lineage: Eukaryota; Viridiplantae; Streptophyta; Magnoliopsida; Malvales; Dipterocarpaceae. The record is from the annotation of a GenBank genome assembly.